Trichechus manatus latirostris (Florida manatee) is the source of this 506-nucleotide messenger RNA. It is a transcript of the gene RNASE1, whose product is annotated as ribonuclease A family member 1, pancreatic. Lineage: Eukaryota; Metazoa; Chordata; Mammalia; Sirenia; Trichechidae. The record is from RefSeq and is a predicted model, not a curated record. Gene Ontology annotation, biological process: defense response to Gram-positive bacterium. Gene Ontology annotation, molecular function: RNA nuclease activity; nucleic acid binding.
CUUUCUUGGCUAGGCUCCUCCAGGUAAGUGAGACAACCAUGGCUCUGGAGAAGUCCUUUGUUCUGUUCCCACUGCUAGCCCUGAUGCUGCUGGUGGUGGGGUGGGCCCAUCCUUCCCUGGGCAAGGAGUCCCCAGCCAUGAAGUUCCAGUGGCAACACAUGGAUUCAGACAGCUCUCCUAGCAACAACGCCAGCUACUACAACCAAAUGAUGAGGCACCGUAAUGUGACGCAGGAUUGCAAGCCAGUGAACACAUUUGUGCACGAUCACCUGGUAGAUGUCCAGGCCAUCUGCCUCCAGGAGAACAUCACCUGCAAGAAUGGGCAGCCCCACUGCCACCAGAGCAACUCAAACAUACAUAUCACAGACUGCCGCCUGACAGGCAGCUCCAGGUACCCCAGCUGUGCAUACUGGCCCAGCAACAAGAUGAGACACAUCAUCGUGGCCUGUGAGGGGAACUCAUAUGUGCCUGUCCACUUUGAUGCUUCAGUGGAGGUCUCCUCCUGA